AUGGCUCAAGGAAGACGAGGAUCUCGGAUGACUUGGAAUGAUGAUAAUGUGCGAACUGUACGAGGCAUCCGCCCUUCCUAUUUGACCCCUUCUCCUCCUGUCUCCUCUUCUGUCUCCUCUCCGUCCCCACACCAUCGUCCCAGUGAAGCUCACAAUAUCGCAAUACACCAGCUGUGGAACGUUAUCCUCAAGACCCAACGCGUGAACCUCGACGUGAACCUGGCGGAGGUUUCUGCCGCUUGGCCGGGAGAGCAACGCCCUACAGUGAUCGCUCUCGAAGGACAGUUGGCAGCCUUUCGUCGCCACCUCCCUCCCGGCAGCAACAGCAAAAUGGUCCUGCACCGCGGUAACCUAGACGCCGCUCUUGCCGCUCGAGCUGUUGGAAACAGGCAGGAUGUCACCAGCGCAAGUAUCCAAGACGAAGGUGAAAGGACCGCCCAAGCUGAUGCAGAGCCUACUCCUGAGAACACCCAAGUUAGAGCUCCAGCAAACGCCGGCACCCACAGGAAUACAACCAGGAUGGCUAACGCAACUGCGACUCCGCCUGCAGCUCGGACUGUGGCUCGGUCGACUAAUGCGCCUGCGACUACUAUCGCGACUCCGAUGACUACGAGUGCGACCACAACUUCUCCCCCGACCGCUAGCGUCACCUCGACCGGUCAUGCCUCAAGCAUCUCCCACGGCCUUCCUGGUUGGUCAACUCCUCCUGUCUCUAACCAGUGUAAGGCUAAGGAGCCUCAGGGGCAGUAUAUCCCGGUAUUCCUGCCGCCUUUUUCCACCCGAGAAACGCCUAGACGCACGCCUAAACGCACGCCUAUGAGCCUGGCGCUGCCCAAGAACAAAUCAUGUAUUCAGGAUAGUCUUCUGUUCGCGCUGGAACGGGCAGCUAGCCGGUGUGGUCGCUUGAAUAUGUUGCUAUACGGUGGUGUUAUGGAGGUAUAG
Messenger RNA from Aspergillus alliaceus, 942 nucleotides. RefSeq lists its product as uncharacterized. Lineage: Eukaryota; Fungi; Ascomycota; Eurotiomycetes; Eurotiales; Aspergillaceae. The transcript has 3 exons. The coding region runs from base 1 to 942 and encodes 313 amino acids. The record is from RefSeq and is a predicted model, not a curated record.